Molecule: messenger RNA, 4223 nt
Organism: Delphinapterus leucas (beluga whale)
Lineage: Eukaryota; Metazoa; Chordata; Mammalia; Artiodactyla; Monodontidae
Gene: ZNF527
Product: zinc finger protein 527
Biological process (GO): regulation of transcription by RNA polymerase II
Molecular function (GO): RNA polymerase II cis-regulatory region sequence-specific DNA binding; DNA-binding transcription factor activity, RNA polymerase II-specific
Source: RefSeq, a predicted model, not a curated record
UGGGAACCAGGAGGGCGCCGCCGAGGAGACUGUGUGACAGGCUGCGGGUGUGACAGGGUGUGAUCUUCUGUGUCACCGUGUAUGUAAUUGUGCGCGACUGUGACCGUCUGUCUCCGGUAUAAAACUCCGAGUCUAUGUGUGUUUGUGCGUGACUGUCUCCGCAGGUGUAACUGUGUUAUUGUGUAUGGGUUUGUGAGAGAUUGCGGGUGUGACUUUGUGUGUGUGUGUGUCGCUGUGUGGGUGUGUGUGUGACUGUGUUUGACCCCUUGUCCCUGUGGAUAUAACUGCGUUUGAAUGUGUGUGACAGAAGGUGUCAUUACGUGCCCAUGACCAUCUAUAUCUGCAGGUAUAAUUUUGUGUGAGUAAUUGUGGCAGGAUAUGUGACUUUGUGUGGUAUGUCACUAUGCAUGAGAUUGUGUGUGACUGUCUCUCUGUUGGAGUAACUGUGUAUCGUCAUCUCUAUCUUUGUGUUAAUACCACUGUGUAUGUAUGUGACAUUACAGUCGCAAUUAUGUGACCAUAUAUAUGUGUGUGAUUGGGUGAGAAUUUGUAUGUGUAUGUCAGACCUAGUGUGUGAUUGUGAGACACAGAAAGAUUAAAAUUACUCACCCACAUUCACACAGUUACUAAAUGACAGAAUCAGGACUUAAGCCCAGGCAAUUUGGCUCCAGAGGCCUUGCUUUUAAUUGCUAAACUCUCUUGAUCUUUCCCACGCUGCGAGGGUGAAAAAUGGGGGCCCUGAGUUCUGAGGGUGUUGAAGAGUAUUGUCUGUGGUCUUGGACUAGGACCCUUCUGGACAUAGAACUUAACCUGGGUAUCUUUGUUUGGUCCCCUUGUGAGUAACAGAACCCAAUCUAAAGACACUGUGGUGAAACCAUCCUCAUAUUGGCUGCAUUUGGGGGAGGAAAGCCCAACCUGAAAGACCAGUCUUCCUCUCCUUAGGCCAUGGAGUUUGAGAUUUUAGGUUUGUCCUUGUCAAAACUCUUCCAUGUCUGGUGCUGAGAGAGGCUGAUCCCUGGCUCUUUUUCUCACAUACCAAGUGAACUAAGUGUUUGGUUCUGACUUCACGUAAUAAAGAAAAAUGCUCUCAUUUCCUUUUCAACUGUGUGUGUAAAAUCUAAGUGGCAAUAAGGGUGGCACUUCUCUACGCCAGGAGUUGGCUCAAGCAAUCUUGACAGUGAGGAAAGGUUCUGACAGUUGGGUUGAUUUGCCCAAGGUCACAUAGCCAAUGAGGAAAGGAAUGGAGAGUCAGUGUGUGUCUGGGGGUCUAUAUAAAGCACAAGUCUUUCACAGCACCUUUCAGUGACUGAUGGUUCAUCUCAAACUUGAAAAGUAUUAUUCAAAUGAUACACAGCGAUUUGAAACAGCAAUUUAAAAGUUUUUUUUUUUUUUAUGCAUGUGCUACUUAGAGCUCCCAGGUGCUGAGAAGACUUCACUGAUUCUCCUCUUGGGUUGCAAAGGCUUUUAUAAACAAAUUCAAGCUGCAUUACACUAAGGAAAUAAUUUUCUUACAGAUUGAGUUGGUUAGUGCAGAGUAGCAGAAUUAGGGGGUUGUAUUUCUUAAAUUCUAAGUCAAACACAACUAUCUUUGUUUUCAGAGUGAAGAAAUGUUGGCUCUGAGAAGACAAGGAACUUGUUUCAGGCUGUGCAGUUUCUUAUUGGUUUGGUAUUGAAAUUUGUCAAUGUUUGCCUCAGGCUGAAUUUCUGUGGAGUAAUAGAGGACUUUGUUCUCCAAAAGAGAAAAUUGAAGAAGGAAGGAAGAAUGGCUGUUGGACUAUGUAAAUCCAUGUCCCAGGGUUUGGUGACCUUCAGGGAUGUGGCUCUAAAUUUUUCCCAAGAGGAGUGGGAAUGGCUGGACUCAUCUCAGAAGGAUUUGUACAGAGAUGUCAUGUUGGAGAACUACAGGAACUUGGUAUGGCUUGGACUUUCCAUUUCUAAGCCCAACAUGAUCUCCUUAUUGGAGCAAGGGAAGGAUCCUUGCAUGGUGGAGAGAGAGAUGUCAGAUGGUCAAUAUGCAGAAUGGGACUCUUUGUAUGAAAUCAAGGCAUUAUCUCCAAAAUGGUACAUUGAUGAAGAGGAAAUAUCCCAGGGGAUGAUAAUGGAAAGACUUACAAGUUAUGGCCUUGAAUCCUCCAGUUUCAGAGAAGCCUGGAAAUAUGAGGGUGAAUUUGAGCAGCAUCAGGGAAAUCGGGAGAGUCAUUUCAGGCAAGUGACAACUCUUAAGGAAAUCUCUGCCAUGAAAAGAGACAAUGAAUAUAAUAAUUCUGAGAUAAAUGUUCUCUUGAACUCAGUACUUUUAACACAACAGAGAGUUCCCACAGUAGAACAAGUACAUAAAUUUGAUAUUUAUGAUAAAAUGUUCCCCCCAAAUUCAGUUCUAACUGAACAUAAAAGACUACAUGCUGAGAAGGAAUCUUUGAUAGGUAAUGAAUGUGAAGAAUUCAACCAGAAUACAUACCUUAGUAAAGAUGCAGAAAUUCCUCCUGGGGAGAAACAUUACGAAAGUAAUGAUUUUUCAGAUCUCUUAAGUUUCCACUCAUUACUUACUCAACAUCACACAACUCAUCUUGGAAAAUUAUCCCAUGGAUACGUUGAAUGUGGUGCUGCUUUUAGCUGUUAUUCGUUCUUUACUCAACCUCAGAGAAUUCACAGUAGAGAGAAACCAUAUGCAUGCAAUGACUGUGGAAAAGCCUUUAGCCAUGACUUCUUUCUCAGUGAGCAUCAGAGAGCUCAUACUGGGGAGAAACCAUAUGAAUGUAAGGAAUGUAACAAAGCUUUCAGACAGAGUGCACACCUUGCUCAACAUCAGAGAAUCCACACUGGAGAGAAACCCUUUGCAUGCAAUGAAUGUGGGAAGGCCUUUAGCCGUUAUGCCUUCCUUGUGGAACAUCAGAGAAUUCACACAGGAGAGAAACCAUAUGAAUGUAAGGAAUGUAACAAAGCCUUCAGACAGAGUGCACACCUUAAUCAACAUCAGAGAAUUCACACUGGAGAGAAACCCUAUGAAUGUAAUCAAUGUGGAAAAGCCUUCAGCAGACGCAUAGCCCUUACUCUGCAUCAAAGAAUUCACACAGGAGAGAAACCCUUUAAAUGUAAUGAAUGUGGAAAGACCUUUGGCUAUCGCUCACACCUUAAUCAACAUCAGAGAAUUCACACUGGUGAAAAGCCGUAUGAGUGCAUCAAAUGUGGGAAGUUUUUUAGGACUGACUCACAACUUAAUCGACAUCAUAGAAUUCAUACUGGAGAGAGACCUUUUGAAUGCAGUAAAUGUGGAAAAGCCUUCAGUGAUGCUUUAGUUCUAAUUCAUCAUAAGAGAAGUCAUGCAGGAGAGAAACCCUAUGAAUGUAACAAAUGUGGGAAGGCCUUCAGUUGUGGCUCAUACCUUAAUCAACAUCAGAGAAUUCAUACUGGAGAGAAACCUUAUGAAUGUAAUGAAUGUGGGAAGGCUUUCCAUCAGAUCUUGUCCCUUAGGCUACACCAGAGAAUUCAUGCUGGAGAAAAACCCUAUAACUGUAAUGAAUGUGGGAACAAUUUUAGCUGUGCUUCAGCUCUUCGACGACAUCAGAAAAUUCAUAAUAGAGAAGCUCUCUGAUUAUGUAUAACAAGUAUAAGAAAGAAAACAUUUAGUCACCAUUCAGUCCUUAUUAAAUAAAUAUCAGUGAGUUCUUCAGUUAGUAAUUCUAUGAAUGUAGUACCUAUGGAGAAGCCUUCAGUUCAUGAGCAUCCCUUAUUUGAAAUAGCCUGAGUAGUAGACAUCUGUUACUUUUGAAUCUGUUCUGUACCCUAUUUGAGACUUAUCUCACCCUUAAUGCAUAUCAUUCUGAUGAAAUUGUUUAAUCAGAAAGAGCAGUAGAUUGGUCAUAGGCAGGCCAAUUAUUUUCUUCAACCUCAUGAUGGAUAAGGGAUUUACAAAUGGCCCUGUCUAGACCAGUAGAGUCCUAGGCGGUCAUUGUUAUGGGUAGUAAGAAAAGAUUUUUUUUCCUCACCCCAGAAUUGCAAGUUUCAAGGAUUUAGUAAGGUUAAAAACUCACCAGUAGCCUUUUUGCCACCACAUGAAGAAAGCCUUCCCAGGAUAAAUCUAACACAAAGGAAAACUGAGGUCAGAGACAGAAAUCUGAGGAUGCUGUUUGAUCUUCUGUAUCCAAUCAUGUCUGAAGUCUACACCAUCUUUUACUUUUUCAUUUUUGUGAUCCAAUAAAUUUUCUUUUUUCUGCUUAUGUUAA